Molecule: messenger RNA, 1980 nt
Organism: Cantharellus anzutake
Lineage: Eukaryota; Fungi; Basidiomycota; Agaricomycetes; Cantharellales; Hydnaceae
Product: serine palmitoyltransferase
Exons: 6
Coding region: 132-1769 (545 amino acids)
Biological process (GO): sphingosine biosynthetic process; ceramide biosynthetic process
Cellular component (GO): endoplasmic reticulum
Molecular function (GO): serine C-palmitoyltransferase activity; pyridoxal phosphate binding
Source: RefSeq, a predicted model, not a curated record
CCUUCGCCGGAAAGGGAAGGCCCAAUACGCCCACUGAAGUGGCAGAAACGCUACUUUAAAGCGUCUGAGCUGAGCCAUUCAUUCGGGAAUAGCCGGACUUCGGUCAGGCAACCACCUGAAAUCCUUCAACGAUGGCGGACAAACAUAUCAAUCCGACCUUGGAACCGAUAUUCUACUUCGUUGCCGUCUCGCUUGAUUCCAUUCAGCGGGGCUUUAAUGCUGUCCCAGGCUCAGGUGUUCUUGUUCGAUAUGUUAAAUCCUCGCAUCAGAACGAUCCCUUCCGCACCUUACUGGAACUUUGCCUUUUUAUCUUCGCUGUCUGGACUCUCGUUCAAUCUCGUACGCGCGCAGACCGAGGCGGGAAACAUUUUAUUCGAUUCUCUGAACAGGAAAUUGAUGAACUCGUGGAAGAAUGGACUCCGGAGCCUCUCGUCUCACCGCUCACUGAGCAGGAACAAAUGGAUCUUGAUUCGAUUCCGGUCGUCGUUGGUCAUCCCGGACCCAAGCCCAAGCUUCAGAGCACGGGAAAGACGCUUACAAAUUUGUCAAGUUAUAAUUUUGCCGGGCUAGCGGGGAAUGAGGCUAUCAAGCAACAUGCUGUCAAAAUUCUGCGGAAGCAUGGCCUGGGUGCAUGUGGUCCCCCCGGAUUCUAUGGAACCGUUGAUGUCCACAUUGACCUCGAACGCAACAUUGCUCAAUUCCUCGGGACCGAGGAUGCAAUCAUUUAUUCCCAAGGCUUCUCCACCAUCUCAUCCGUCAUCCCGGCCUUUUGCAAACGGGGUGACAUUAUUGUCGCCGACCGUGGUGUCAAUUUUGCCAUUCACAGGGGCAUCCAAAUCUCGCGCUCUACGGUCAGGUGGUACGAUCACAAUGACAUGAGCAGUUUGGAGGAGGUAAUGAAUAGCGUGGUGAAGGAGAUGAAGAAAAAGAAGAUGCCGCUCGCGAGACGAUUUAUUAUCACUGAAGGGAUCUUUGAGAAUGACGGCGCUAUGUCUGAUUUACCGAAACUUGUUGAAUUGAAGGAGAAGUUCAAGUACAGAUUGCUCCUCGACGAGAGCAUCUCGUUUGGGACUAUGGGACGAACUGGUCGUGGCUUGACGGAACUGUACAACGUUUCAGCAGGCAACAUCGACCUUAUCGUUGGUUCCCUCUCAAAUACCUUAUGCGGCACUGGAGGUUUCUGUGCUGGUUCAGAAGUCGCUGUAAAGCACCAACGCAUUAAUGGCUCUGCAUUCGUCUUUUCUGCUUCAAUGCCUCCACUACUUGCGACUACUGCAUCCGAAGGGAUCAAUAUCCUCACCUCCACGCCUUCCAUCCUCACAGCCCUGCACACGAACAUCCUCGCCAUACGCUCAGUGCUCAACAGGCUGGAGUGCGUCACAAUACCUUCUCAUCCUCAUAGUCCUAUUAUCCAUAUUUGUAUCCGAUCGCCAUUGGACUCUUCAACUUCCAAUCGAUCCCUAUUGUCACCCGAUGCUGCAGGACCUAAAAUAGCCCUGGAGCGCGUGUCAAAUCCCGCCUCGCUCGCCCCUCGUGAACCGCACUACUUUGACAUCCCAACGGAGGAGAAGCUCCUACAAGACGUUGUAGAUGAGUGUCUCUCGCAAGGGGUACUGGUCACUCGUGCGAAGCGGCUGAGAGGCCAAGAGUCACUUGACCCCAGGCCCAGUUUGAAAAUCUGUGCAACUGCAGCGUUGAGCAAGAAGGACACAGAGAAAGCCGCAAAUGUCCUGAAGAACGCCCUUUCCAAAGUAAUAGGCAAACGUUGAUGGCUGAGGUUUGCUUCAUUCUUACCGUCGUCAUUCGUAAUUCGUUUUCUGUGCCCGCCAGUGUUUAUUCUACCCUACGAUGAAUCAUCAUUAGAUUUGCUUCACGAUCUCCUCCACUUGGUCGAGUAUUGAAAGGACAGCUUAAAUAAUUGCCUGGAUGAUUGCCGUCUUAUCCAUGUUCUUCAAACUGAUAACUGAAUUAUUGGGUAUC